CAAAAACUGUUUGCUAGUUUGUAAAUGUAAAACCUCUGGUUUUUAUAUUCCAUCUGAAGCCUGACUGGGUUAUGCUCAAUAAUAAUGAUCCUUAACGAAAGCUAAAAUUCUGAAAUGGUCCAGUCAGAUUCCAGAAUUAAACCCCAACAAAGUAUGGUUAAAGUGUCAGGAUCUGUGGAACACAUUUCACGCUUCAACGCCUACAAAUGUCACUGGGCUGAAGCAGUUCUGCAAGCAGAAGUGUGCCAAAAUUCCCCACGUAUAAAUAACUACAGUAAACAUUUGGUUGCGGUUAUUGCUGCUAAUGGGGGUGCAACCAGAUACUGGCUACACCUCCAUUAGCAGCAUUACAUACAAAUAGCGCUGAAUGUUUUAUAACCAUCUUUAAUGAAUGCAUGAAAGAUUCAACUUGUUGUGUUGUUUAUAAGAAUUCAUGAAAGAGUUCGGAUGAAAUUCCAGGGGAAGGGGGCAAAAACUUUUUCCAAACCGUUGUUCUUGCCAGUUCAAUGCAGUUUAUGUGUACUGGGUUUUAAUUUUUCUUAUGAGGUGUCACACAUUAUCUUCUCCAAUGGAAUAAGAAAAUCUUGACACACUUCCUCUUACGUCAGUACCGGGGUCGAAUCGCGCUCCAGGAGAUUGAUGUUACAUAAUGCAAUGUUUCGGCAUUCAUCAGAAGAUAUCAUGUGUCGGCCUAGACUUCGCUGAGUGAUGUAUACACCGAGUAAAUACAGGAGCCAAUCAGAAGACAGCUCUCCCAAGGGUAAUUUCAAGCGGGAGGGAGGGCUAAGUAUCCCCUUGUGACCCAACUGGGCAAUGAAGGGCUCAAAGGAACAAUGGCCUCCAAGCAGUCAGAUCUUGCAGAAGACUUGUCAUGUCCCAUCUGUGGAAGUAUCCUGCAAAAGCCCGUAGUGCUGUUUUGCAGACAUCACUUCUGUAAACACUGUUUGGAGAGCCUGUGGAUUGGUGGGGGAUCUUGCGAAUGCCCCCUCUGCUGUCAGCCAUCAUCUAUGGGGGAGCUCAUAGUCAACGCCACACUUGCGAAGACCUGCGAAGGCUUUCUGGAGCGCUGCAGAAAUGACCCUCUUGCUUGCAAGGAACAUGGCGAAGCCUUGACACUCUUCUGUUUGGAGGACCUGGAACCCACUUGUAGCAAAUGCAAAUCUUCUGCCCACCACAAGGGUCACAGGUUAUACCCCUUAAAUGAAGCUUCACAUGACUGCAAGGAGGAACUCAAAAAUGCUUUGAAACCACUUCAGGAAAAACUAAAGCUCUUCCGGAAGGCAAAACUCACUUGCGAGCAAACAAUACACCACAUUAAGAGUCAGGCAGAGAACGCCGAGAGGCAGAUACGAGAGGAGUUUGAGGCUCUGCACCAGUUCCUGCGAGACGAGGAGGCAUCCAGGCUUUCCAUGCUGAAGCAAGAGAAGGAUCAGAAAAGGCAGAUGAUAAAUGAUAAGGUUGAAGAUUUGGAGAAUGACAUCACUUCACUUAGCAACACUAUCAGAAUAGUUGAACAGGAGAUGAUGUCUAAGGAUGUACCAUUCCUCAAGAAUUAUAAAGACACCAUAAAGAGAACCUGGCGUAUUCCCCAGGAUCCACAGAUGAUAACAGGUUCCCUGCUCGAUAUAGCCAAACAUCUAGGCUCACUGAAGUUUAAAGUCUGGGAAAGAAUGAUGGAAAUCAUUCAAUAUACUCCAGUGACCCUCGAUCCAAACACUGCGGCAAGCUGCUUCCUCCUGUCAGAGGAUCUGACUACAAUACAGUGCUGCGCUCAGACCUUCAAACUCCCAGAAAACCCUGAGCGCUUUGACAUAGGUGCAGAGGUGCUGGGCUACGAGGGCUUCAGCUCGGGGCGACACAGCUGGGACGUGGAGGUCAAAAACAACACCUACUGGGUCAUUGGAGUCGCAAGCGCAUCCAUCAGCCGGAAGGGAAAGCACGUGUUGACCCCUGCAGAGGGCUUCUGGACCAUUAGGCUACGAAACGGAGAGUAUAAAGCCUGCACCGCCCCAUGGUCCCCGCUCACUAUGACUAAGGAGCCGCAGGUGGUGAGGAUCGUGUUGGACAUGAACAGGUCAAGAGUGACUUUCUACGACCCACGAGAAAGAACGCCUCUCUUCACCUUCAUGGACAUCAUCACUCCGAGAGCAUUCCCAUACUUUUGCAGCGCCUGUAAGGAGCACCCCUUGAAAGUGCUGCCAGCCUGGAUCUCUAUCAAGACAGACUGAUGAGAAGAACGUCCCUCUCAGCAUUUCUUUCCUCUAGUCUCUCCUCGUGUUUCUUUUGAGUGAGCUAGGAUGGAAAUACACUUCAGUUCUACUUGUUUCGGAUUUCGAACCUGACGACCUGGACAGCUUACUUAAAGGGGUGUCGAGAUAUACCCAUAUUGAAGAUGAUAUUGACAUUGGGAAAAAUUAAUAUUAAAUGUUGACUGUAUUACACUAUAAUGCUGGUUGUUACUUA
Molecule: messenger RNA, 2463 nt
Organism: Puntigrus tetrazona (Sumatra barb)
Lineage: Eukaryota; Metazoa; Chordata; Actinopteri; Cypriniformes; Cyprinidae
Product: zinc-binding protein A33-like
Exons: 6
Coding region: 834-2228 (464 amino acids)
Molecular function (GO): zinc ion binding; protein binding
Source: RefSeq, a predicted model, not a curated record